This is a messenger RNA of Solanum dulcamara, 859 nucleotides long. RefSeq names its product mitochondrial pyruvate carrier 1-like. The record is from RefSeq and is a predicted model, not a curated record. The transcript has 5 exons. Bases 183 to 512 code for a protein of 109 amino acids. Gene Ontology annotation, biological process: pyruvate import into mitochondria. Gene Ontology annotation, cellular component: mitochondrial inner membrane. NCBI's taxonomy places the organism in Eukaryota, Viridiplantae, Streptophyta, Magnoliopsida, Solanales, Solanaceae.
UAUUUUUUAAAAAUUCACGUUUAAUUUAGAACCCAAAAUUUAAUAGGCUACCUUCUGAAUGUCAACAUAUAAAUUAAUAGCGUCAUGCUUCUCCAUCUCCUAAUGAAUAUAUUCACUAAUACUACCCAUCCUUUCAAGUGGUCUUGCUUGUACGUCUCUCAUGCAUAUUGACACAACUGAUCAUGGAAUCCAUACGAGCAUACUUGAACAGUCCUAUGGGUCCUAAAACAACUCACUUUUGGGGUCCUAUGGCCAACUGUGGAUUUGUCAUCUCUGGAAUGAUGGAUGCAAGUAAGCCUCCAGACACGAUAUCUGGUAACAUGACUGCAGUAUUGUGUGUAUAUUCGAUGUUGUGUAUGAGAUUUGCAUGGAUGGUGAGGCCUAGAAAUCAUAUGCUGCUAGCUUGUCAUGCUGCUAAUGAAUCUGUGCAACUCUACCAACUUUCUCGUUGGCUAUCCCAUAAACACUACAGGAACCUCCAACCAAAGGAAGACGGGACGGCUUCUGAGUGACUUUAUUUACCCCUAAAAUAGAAACAAUCAGUUUCCCAGAAGCUUAGUUACAUGUAUCAAAAGGAAAAUGUAUAAGCAUAAAAACUGCGUGAUUAGUGCGUCCGUCAGCCUUAUUCUCUUUUGCACUUCAAAACUGGCAUUGGGAAUUUCAGUUUGCAUAGUUAUUUUUGUGAAGUAAAAGAUAGCAGUAAAGAAUUAAAAAAAGAAAAAGAAAUUGUAUAAGCUUACAUACAUAUACAAUAUAUAAGCAAAUGGUUAAUGUCUCACAAUUGAGAACUUAUUCUCCUUAGCCAAGUGCUACCCAACAAAGUGUAAACGUUAAUUCUCAAAAACUAAUCAUGCAUCAA